AUGAAGUUGACUGCCGUCAUUGCUGGUGCCUCUAUUCCCUCUGUGGCGUAUGCCAACAUUGGCGUCAACUGGAAAUUCCCCAACGCUCCCAAGACUGCGCUCAAGGACGUGACUUUUCCAAUCAGCAUGGCCAAUGCCAAACACGAAGCAGGCUACUUUUUCGCUCAGCAAUUCAAGAUCAAUGGCGCAACAAAGAUCGCAUAUACUGGCCUUCAGCCUCGUCCGGAUAAGAACGGGCAGAGCAUUGUCCGCGCUGUUUUUAGCUCAUUCGAAGCCGGGACUACGACUACUCACCCCAACUGCCGUGACAAGGCCGACGGCGGGCCUGGAGUGAGCUGUACUCUCGAGAUCCCUGGAGACUACGCUAAUACGUUCGACCUCACAAUUGAGUAUGUCAGUGGCACGACUUGGCGCGGCACUCUGACUGAUACUGUCACCGGCAAAAGUGACGAAAUUGGUAUCUGGACUAUGCCAGUAAAGACUGGAAAUAUUCAGGCAAAAUAUAGCGGGUUUGUUGAAUAUUUCCCAUGGAAUCGAAAUUUAAAGCCAGGCCCAGAUUGUUCGAAAUCGGUCAAGACCGAAGCCACGUUUUAUGACCCCAAGUCCAAGACGGGCGGUGCUGGAGUCCUUGACAAGCCUUACGACUAUGGACAUUGCAAUAAGCAGGCGAAUUUCAAGCAGACCAAGGUUCGGGGGGGAUAUACUGUCAACUAUGGGAUAAACUAG
Metarhizium acridum CQMa 102 is the source of this 726-nucleotide messenger RNA. RefSeq lists its product as uncharacterized. NCBI's taxonomy places the organism in Eukaryota, Fungi, Ascomycota, Sordariomycetes, Hypocreales, Clavicipitaceae. The record is from RefSeq and is a predicted model, not a curated record.